UCCACUUCCUUUUGUCUGGUCCGUUUCGGUGUCGGCGCUGCCGCUGCUGCGGUUGCCGCCUUGGGUCCGGGGCGGACAGACUUUCCGCGGCGCGGAGCUGCAGCGGGCGCAGAUGAAAAGAAGUCAAGAAGUGAUAACUAAAAACCAUAAUCAAGAAGAAAUAAAUAUUCUUCGUUGUUGGAAAUGUAGAAAAUGCAUAGCAACUUCUGGUUGUUUCAUGAAGCAUCUUGAGAAUCAAGUGAAUAAGGAUAGAUGUGAUUCAGAUGAUGAUCAGAAUAUUUGUCAUGUGUGGCACAUGAAUAUAGAAGCCCUUCCAGAAUGGAUAAACUGCCUAAUACAAAAAGCCCAGUGGACAGUUGGAAAACUGAAUUGCCCUUUUUGUGGGGCCCGUUUAGGAGGCUUUAAUUUUGUCAGCACUCCAAAAUGUUCCUGUGGCCAGCUUACAGCUGUGCAUCUCUCCAAGAGCCGGACUGAUUAUCAGCCAGCACAGGCAGGCCGACUAAUGAGACCAUCGCUGAAAUACUUGUCGCAUCCUAGAGUUCGGUCAGGUUGUGACACAGAAACUCUGCUGACAGGUGGCGCCUCCAAAAACAGAAGUCAAGGGCUUUUAAACAUGGCUCAAAAUAAUAAUGGCCCUGGAAGAUUAACAGAAGCACUCUGCCUGGAGGUACGGUCUACAUAUUUCGAGAUGAAGAACGAAAAACUGCUCUUCAAAGCAUCUGAUCCGAAAUACCAGCUUUUUGUUCCCCAGCUUGUGACUGGCAGAUGCACCACAAGAGCUUUUCAUAGAAAAUCCCAUAGUUUGGAUCUGAACAUCAGUGAGAAACUGACUUUAUUACCCACUUUAUAUGAAAUCCAUAGUAAGACUACUGCCUAUCCCAGGCUAAAUGAAAUACAGCCUGUUGACCUUUCGGACUCGCCUUUAGAGUCUAUUAAAAAUAGCUGUUCCUUUCAGAUUUCAUCAAAUUUUGAUCCUAAUAUGCUGCUGCAAAGAUUUUCAGUGGCUCCCCGGGAGACCCAGACACAAAGAGGAGGAGAAUUUCAGUGUGGCCUAGAAGCUUCUGCAGUGUGCUCUGACCACGCUAGUGCUAACAACCUGGCUUUCCUGAUGGACCUGCCCUCAGCUGGCAGGAGCAGGCUGGAGGCCUCGGACCAGGAAGAGCACCUUUCCCCGCUGGACUUCCUGCGCUCAGGCAGCUUCUCCCUGGGUGCCAUUAAUCAGAGGCUCAGUAAGAGAGAAAGGAGCAAGUUGAAGAAUCUGAGAAGGAAACAACGAAGGCAUGAAAGAUGGCUGCAGAAGCAGGGUAAAUACUCAGGAGUGGGAUUGCUGGAUCAUAUGACUUUGAAUAAUGAGAUGAGUACAGAUGAUGACAAUGAAUAUGCAGAAGAAAAGGAAAGCUACAUCUGUGCAGUGUGUCUGGAUGUUUAUUUCAACCCAUACAUGUGUUACCCUUGCCACCACAUAUUCUGUGAGCCCUGCCUACGGACUCUUGCCAAAGACAAUCCUGCAAGCACACCCUGCCCACUGUGUCGGACAGUUAUUUCCAGAGUCUUCUUUCAGACAGAACUGAACAAUGCCACAAAAACAUUCUUCACUAAAGAAUAUUUGAAAAUAAAACAAAGCUUUCAGAAAUCCAGCUCGGCAAAAUGGCCCCUACCGAGCUGCAGAAAAGCAUUCCAUCUUUUUGGAGGUUUCCACAGACGUGCGACUCCAGUUACGCGAAGGCAGUUCCCACACGGAGCACACAGGAUGGACUACCUGCACUUUGAGGACGACAGCCGCGGCUGGUGGUUUGACAUGGACAUGGUGAUCAUCUAUAUUUAUUCAGUGAACUGGGUCAUUGGAUUCAUUGUUUUCUGCUUUCUUUGCUAUUUUUUCUUUCCGUUUUAGGGAUUUUCAUAUCUUACUAUCUUAACACAGCUGAACAAUCACGAAUUAUGUAAAUAGAUAACAAUUACGUAAACAUUUUUUAAAUGUGCUUUGAAAUAUUUAUAAUGUUGCAUUAUAUAAAAUGUGGGUGUUUAUAGAUAAAGUCUGAGAAUAGGUAACAAUGUUUUUCAUGUCAAGAAACUGUUCAAGAGCUGAUCUAUCUCGCUCUUAGCAACAAUACACUAUUAAUUUCAUAAUUCUUUUUGAUUUAGGAUUUAUGAGCUCUAAUUUUAUUAUCUUUAUUGUAAAGAUUAAGGUUUUCCCUCCACUUAAAAAUAAUAAAAAUAAAAAAUGAAAUUAUUAUCUGGGUAGAUAUCAGAAAAAAAUAUUUAGUCAGUCGCCACUUACUCUCAGACAAAUUAUACACAUUAAAGGUAAACCAUAUUCUCGAAUUCAUCUAGCAGGUGUAUUCAGUUUUGAUUCCAAUCAUCCCUGCUUUUUGUCUCUUUCUGUUCCCAACAAAGCUGACUGUCCUUUUCUUACAGACAUAGUAAUAGCUUUCGUGAAACAUUUUUAAUUAUUGUAAGAACAGAAUAAUAAAUAUUAAGAAAAACUGAGACUAACCUCCAUCAAUAGACACUUAGAGAAAUAUAUUAACACUUUUAGAAUUGCAGGGUUACUCACCUGAAGAAAUAAAAAACUUGCUGAUUUUCAGUAGUCUAAAACAGCAGUGCAUGUCCAAAAUGUAAUGAAUUUAGUGUUCAUUUAACUAGAAGGUUGUCAAAUAUAUUGUAAAUGUGCAAUAAAGAGUGGCUUUUAAAUUUU
Messenger RNA from Hipposideros armiger (great roundleaf bat), 2695 nucleotides. RefSeq names its product ring finger protein 180 (gene RNF180). The record is from RefSeq and is a predicted model, not a curated record. The transcript is spliced from 8 exons. Gene Ontology annotation, molecular function: metal ion binding; ubiquitin protein ligase activity; ubiquitin conjugating enzyme binding. Bases 113 to 1891 code for a protein of 592 amino acids. Gene Ontology annotation, biological process: norepinephrine metabolic process; protein polyubiquitination; positive regulation of proteasomal ubiquitin-dependent protein catabolic process. Gene Ontology annotation, cellular component: endoplasmic reticulum membrane. NCBI's taxonomy places the organism in Eukaryota, Metazoa, Chordata, Mammalia, Chiroptera, Hipposideridae.